Messenger RNA from Diplodia corticola, 837 nucleotides. RefSeq lists its product as uncharacterized. The transcript is spliced from 2 exons. NCBI's taxonomy places the organism in Eukaryota, Fungi, Ascomycota, Dothideomycetes, Botryosphaeriales, Botryosphaeriaceae. The coding region runs from base 1 to 837 and encodes 278 amino acids. The record is from RefSeq and is a predicted model, not a curated record.
AUGGCGAUUCCGUUCUCCAGAUUCGCCCACUCGCCGCCCGCCCGCUGGCGCGGUCGUCUGAAACACGGUCCGCAGCUACUCAUCCCGCUGCUCGUCCUGGACAUCACCAUGAUGGCGCUCGUAGCCGCCUCCAUGGUCUACUCUGCCACAGCCACGACAUACUACGGCUCAACGAACAUCGGCAUGUACUGGGGCGGCAGCACGAGCGAGAAAGCCGCCAACGUAUUCCUCUACCUCGCCGUCCCCGCGCUCGACCUCUUCCACACCCUCGCCCAGAUGGCCGCCUACCUCUCCACCCGCACCCGCACCCGCACCCGCACACCAUCGACAUCAUCGACAUCAUCAUCGUCGCACCAUCGCAACCCCCCCGCCGGCCAGCUCCCCGCCCUCUCCUUCCUCCACCCCGCCGCCGCCCUCUCCGGCGCCCUCGUGUUCGUCUGCCUGUGGGCGUACCAGGUCUCCAUCGCCGCCGCCAUGGACCUCGGCGGCGGGUGGGAGCAGCCGCAGGGCGACGGCGCGUGGCGCGGGCUGGCGGUGGCGCGGUGCGCCGUGGGCGUCGCCGCGUGGGUGCUGUGGGCGGCGUAUGCGGGGUGCAGCGCGGCGGCGGUGCAUUGUUGGAGGAGGGAGGAGAAGAGGGAGAAGAAGGAGAGGAAGAAGGAGAAGAGGAAGGAAGAAGAGGAGGAGGGUGUGGAUCGGUUGCGGGGGUUGGGUGACAACAACAACAAACCUGCUGCUGCGGGCAUGGGGACGUCGAAGCUGUUUGGGGAUUCAAUGGUGGAUGUGGGGCUAGACGACGACGACGAUGACGACGACGGUGAUUGUGCGAAGAAGGUCUGA